Messenger RNA from Galdieria sulphuraria, 884 nucleotides. RefSeq names its product NADH:ubiquinone oxidoreductase family protein. The record is from RefSeq and is a predicted model, not a curated record. Bases 98 to 694 code for a protein of 198 amino acids. The transcript is spliced from 8 exons. NCBI's taxonomy places the organism in Eukaryota, Rhodophyta, Bangiophyceae, Galdieriales, Galdieriaceae. Gene Ontology annotation, cellular component: membrane. Gene Ontology annotation, biological process: mitochondrial respiratory chain complex I assembly.
AGUAGUCGACGUUCUUACUAUCAUUACAUUGACUGACAGUUUCCUUUCAAGUCUCAUUGAUUGUAUCUGGAGCAAUGAGUUUGUCAACUACUUGAUCAUGCGUUCUUCGUGGAGAAGGAUAAUAGACUGGUGUUUGUCAAGAGAAGCUAUAGGUACUGAUAAACAAGGAAACGUAUAUUUUGAAGAAACAAGGCAGACAGGGUCUGUCAGAAAACGUUUUGUAAAAUAUACGAAUCAGUCCAUACCGGAUGUACACAGCGUGCCAGUUGAGUGGUGGUCCUGGUUGCACUAUAUGAGAGAAGAUCCUCCAAGUGAACAGGAGAUCUCGAGUCACGAAGCUCAUCGCGCCAAAGUGGCCGAAAAAGUUGCCAAAAUCGAGGCUGAAGACCGCAAACAAAGACUGAAGCAGUUUGUCUCUGGUACCUCUUCUGGUGAGUCUAAUGGUGAAGAAGUUCAACAAGCUUUGAGAUACUUAGCGCAGCAACGUGGUUUAAAUGAAACUCUGGUCGAUAAUUUAUCAAAACAAAACGACAAGGAGAACAAAGACCUUCUGGAAAAGUCUUCGUUGCAGAACAGCAGUAGGGAAGAACUGAGUGAAACAGCCCCUGAAGAACCGAAGGGUUAUGGGGAAGGAUUUCAGCCAGGAACGUGGAAGCCUUCAAGUGAUAGUGUAAGAAGAGGGCGAAGAACUUAAGACUUGGAAGUUUAUUCUCCUGUAGAAACGUCCCCUAGGAACAGUUGAUCUGCUAGAAGAUGGUUAUCCUGUCCAGAAAUUGGCACAACUUCAUUAUUAGGGUUUUCCUCAGUUUUUGCUCUUCUUCUCUGUCUUUCCUUCUCCUCGUGUUCCAAAUCUUCUAUAAAGAUAUCUAUUUCACUUGAUGUCU